Molecule: messenger RNA, 1660 nt
Organism: Ochlerotatus camptorhynchus
Lineage: Eukaryota; Metazoa; Arthropoda; Insecta; Diptera; Culicidae
Gene: Cox10
Product: protoheme IX farnesyltransferase, mitochondrial
Exons: 4
Coding region: 125-1564 (479 amino acids)
Biological process (GO): heme A biosynthetic process
Cellular component (GO): membrane; mitochondrion
Molecular function (GO): protoheme IX farnesyltransferase activity
Source: RefSeq, a predicted model, not a curated record
CGUGAACGUGAAUUUUUCAAAACACUUCACGCAGAUCCGAGCGCGGAAGAAAAGUUUUUUUCUUUCGAACUUAAAUCCUAUUUUCCCUCUCCUGUAAAGAUGCUAUCCUGCCAGUAAAAUAGUGAUGCAUAGAUUUACGGUCAUCAGUCGAGUGUGGGCCGAAUCGGCUCGCCGGUUAACUACUCAUCCAAACUCGCCGAAGGCACAAGGACAUCUCCAAAUCAUCCGACUGUACGUUGGUAAAGCCCCCAUAAGCCAGACCAACCUAACCGCAUCGAAAGCAUUGUUGUCCGACGAUAAGAAUGUAUCGGAGAACAAGGCUCCACAAGUGGUGCCACUGGCGGUUCCGGUAAUCCUUCCACCGUCGCUGGAUCCCAAAGAAAUAGUCAAUGUAAUUAGUAAAUCAGUAAACUUGGCCACGACGGAUGGCAGUAUCAGUGGGAAGCCAAAGAAUGAGGAAGUGGUCGCUUCCAUUACGUCCCUGCCCGGCUUUAGCCGGUUGAUUUACCACUAUAUGAUGUUGUCGAAGAUUCGAUUGACUUCUUUGGUGGUAAUGACCACGAUGGCCGGGUAUGCAAUGGCUCCAGCACCGUUUGAGUUGUCCACAUUCCUGCUUUGUUCGGUGGGUACGACUCUCGUAUCGGGAGCGGCCAAUUCCAUCAACCAGGUGAUCGAAACGUCCUUCGAUGCGCAAAUGCCCCGAACCAAGAAUCGAGUGCUGGUGAAAGGUCAUUUGAGCCGUCUGCACGCGGUUGGAUUUGCGCUGGGCGCAAGUACGAUCGGUGUUGGAAUGUUGUAUUGCGGUGUAAACGAGCUGACGGCCUUUCUGGGAGCGGCUAAUCUAAUUCUCUACACCAGCAUCUACACCCCAAUGAAGCGAUACAGUAUUCUGAACACAUGGGUAGGUUCGCUCGUUGGUGGCAUACCUCCGCUGAUGGGCUGGGCUGCUUGUACCGGAGAUAUAGGUGUUGGAGCGUGGAUCCUCGCUGGAUUGCUGUACUGUUGGCAGUUUCCCCAUUUCAACGCCCUUUCCUGGAACAUUCGUCCGGAAUAUCUUAAAGCGGGUUACAAAAUGAUGGCCAAUUCCCAUCCCGAGCUUUGCACACGAGUUUCGUUGCGACAUACAGGAUAUAUCACGGCGCUAUCCCUCCUCGCACCGGCACUCGAUGUAACAAACGUUUGGUUUGCCGUUGAAUCGCUGCCAUUGAAUGCUUACUUCGCGUACCUUGCCUGGGAUUUCCAGCAGAAAGCCGACAGUAAAAGCUCCCGGAAGUUAUUCAGGUUCUCUUUGCUUCACUUGCCUAUCCUGAUGGGGUUGUUUCUACUUAACAAAAAGGAAUGGAUUUUCUCGAAGGAGAAAACUACCGAAGAAACCGUGGCUGCCAUAGUAUCGGAGGAAAUCACCGAUGGAGAGCUUGUCGGAGAGAGUAAGGACGAGUAUUUGGUACCAACUAUUGUUGCUGAAGUUGGAAAUCUUGGCAGCAUCAAAGCGAUCGAGGACAACCUAUUGACGAACGUGGUCAGCGUUCUCCCGGUAACCGCCGCUGGCAAGCAGAAGCUGUGAGUGCUGAGAUAAAUUAUAUUUUAAAUACCUACUGUUACAGUAAUUGUUAACGAUACAAAUAAACUCCAAUGAUUGGACACAACCUCGUCCCGAAAA